CGAAAUCCCUCCCACACACAAACCUGUCAGAAUCCUUUGAAAAACAUAAACAACCAGAACGCGUCGCAAAAAAAGUGUAAAAUUCCUCAAAACAAUGUUCUCCUUCUUCAAGAGCAAGAAACACAGCCCGGACCACACCCCAGCGGAACCGGCCAUCCCGGGCCCCGUUCCGCCGGCCCCCAAGGAGGACGACUUCAUCUUCAUCGAGCGCAGACAAGGAUCUUCCCCGAUCACAGACGGAGGGUCACCUUCCCACUUUGGCAAUGGCAGCAGCAGCAUCUAUCCGGCGAUUCCGGGCAGCCCGAUGGUGGGUGGUGCGUCGCGACCAUCGUCCACGCCGGCCACUCCGGUGGCGCGUCAAAAGAGUGAGGAACGGGUGCCAUACCUGAGCGGAGUGCCGUUCAAACUUUCGCCGGAGCUCGCCAAGGACAACGGGCAGGAAAUUACGCAGUACCAGGUUAACGAGAUAAUGGCAUUCAUCGGGAAGGCGGGUCGGUCGCACGCCAUGGAGUACGAUUUCAGCCUGGAGAGGAGCGUUCUGUCGGAGGGGUAGGGCCGUAUAUAAGGAUGGGUUGAACGAAAAGCUUUAGUUAGGUCUAAUUCAUGGUUUGGUGUCGAGAGGGAAGUCCUAAAUUAUUUACAUGAAAACUAUGAUAUCGUUCGUCAUAAACAAUUAAGCCAUAAUUACAAUAAAAUACUGGAAGGUCUUCGUUGAUUGCUUGAAAAGUUAAUAAUUAAACUGUAAAAAAAUGAAGAACUAUUGAAAAAUGUAUCGCGAACAAGUGUUUCAUCAACUAGC
Messenger RNA from Culex pipiens pallens (northern house mosquito), 799 nucleotides. RefSeq lists its product as uncharacterized. The transcript has a single exon. NCBI's taxonomy places the organism in Eukaryota, Metazoa, Arthropoda, Insecta, Diptera, Culicidae. The record is from RefSeq and is a predicted model, not a curated record. The coding region runs from base 95 to 553 and encodes 152 amino acids.